AUGAGCAGCUUUGCAAGGCGCAACGAAGGUAACGAUGCGUAUCUCAUGAAUCACCAAAUGGCAGUUCCUGGCUCCUAUGGUCAGCAAGACAGUCAUGACUUCAAGCAAGAAAGCCAUGACUUCAACACCCAUGGUUCUGGUUCAUAUCAUUUCCCCCAGCAUUCCUUCAAUCCAUACGGAUCUCAGUUUGGGCAGCCCUAUGGCCCGCAGUCGAGUCUGUCUCCGGGGCUGCAGCAUUUGCAAUAUACGUCGGAACAUUCGAUUCCAUCGACGACAACCCCAGAUGACCCCCGGCUACACCAUCCGCCGCAGUUCAUGUCCCAGUCGCGCUACCUCCAAGGGCCAAGGUAUCUGCCUCGCGACCCGCUGGGUGAAACGGAGAUUGAAAACCAGGAGUCUCACAACGAGGCUACAUUGUUGUCAGAGGCUGUAGUGCCCGCACUUAGUGGCUUCCCUGAUGUAAAGGAGUUUGACCAACUGAUGCAGAACUACGUUGAGGACCUGUCCAUCAAGAAGCAAGAUAAAGCGUUGAUCUAUGCUAAAAGAGCCCGUAACAUCAGAACUGUAUUGAUUGACCCCAAAGACACGGCGGUGGAGUCGGCUCAAUUUCGGAAAAUGAUCUGUCAUGAGGGAAAGCCGGUUGCAAUCCGGGAAAAAUUGUUCAAAAUCCUCACCAAGGCCCAUCAACAAUGCCAGCAUGGUGGCCGAGACAAGACAUCUGCUCAGGUCCGGCGGAUCUAUUCAUGGGUUCCCAAGGAACUGAUCUCCCGCUUCGUCAAGAUCUGCCCAACCUGCCAGGUGCGCCGUGGGGGUUCACGCUUGACGCCGCCUAAUUCGCGAAGAAGCUCCCCCAGGCUGGAGAUGGUCUCUCGAUCCCCCAAACUCCCGUCGCCGCCAAUUUCGCGACGAGAAUCGACGUUUGCUGGUCAGAUCCCCCUCGACAGGACGCAAGCAGACUAUUUUGGUCAUUUACAUGGUCACGGUAGCUGGCUGGAUAGUCAUCAAAAUGUGCAAGGCCGCUCGAAUCUAGGUAACGGAGUUCGGUCGUUCCAGGGUCCCAUGGGCAGUCUUUCACACUCAAUUGCUGGCACCUUGGAUCCAUUCUCCACCGAUUUAUCCAUCCCUCCGGCCCAACUGAGCUACACGACGGGAUAUGUCCCGACGCAUGGGACUGUGCCUCAGCGAGAGUUCUGA
Penicillium egyptiacum is the source of this 1194-nucleotide messenger RNA. The record is from the annotation of a GenBank genome assembly. Lineage: Eukaryota; Fungi; Ascomycota; Eurotiomycetes; Eurotiales; Aspergillaceae.